Molecule: messenger RNA, 975 nt
Organism: Thermothielavioides terrestris NRRL 8126
Lineage: Eukaryota; Fungi; Ascomycota; Sordariomycetes; Sordariales; Chaetomiaceae
Exons: 3
Coding region: 1-975 (324 amino acids)
Source: RefSeq, a predicted model, not a curated record
AUGUGUGUCGGCAUCAUCAGUCAUUGCGGCUGCGUCCGCUGCCUCGAUCGCACGACCCCCGGCAGGCUGUCCCGCGUCGAGUUCUGCCUUGAGCAGCAGGACGCGCUGAUCGGAGUGUGGACGCCCUUCAACCCCCCCGACCGUCUCGUCGUCCCGUGCGCCAACAUGACCUACAAGCGCGUGCUGGACAACGAGUCCUGCUACUUCAAGCGGAAGGCGGCCAAAGAACUGGCCCUGCAGCAGGUGGCCGCCGAUGCGCUUGCCAUCAUGCAGCAGGGGGGUGCCACGUCGGAUACCUCGGACACAACCACUGCCACCACUCCCACCGCUGGCCCUUCCGCCGAGGCCGUGACCGACCCCGAGCUCGGCCAGAACACCAGCGCCAGCCCCGGCACUCGCUCUUUCACCCCCAUCAACAAGCCGGCCACCACCACCAACAAUACCAACAGCCGGCUCACCCGUUCGGGCCCCAACCUCGGCCCCUACCCCCGCCUGACCGCGACAGGCCGCAAGCUCCUGCCCGACAGCCGCCCCCGCCCACAGAUGGGCACCUUCCCGGCCGUCCGCGCUGCUCCCAUCUCCCCGGCCGCCCCCGCCACGGCUCCCACCACCACCGCCGCUCCUCCCGCUCCCGCGGCCACCGCCACGACCACCGCUCCAGCUGCCCCCGCCACCACAGCCACGGCCACAGACCCGGCCACCCCGGCCAGGCCUGCCAAGCGUGCCCGUCGCUCCCCGAAUGCGGCGGAGUACGCCAGCAGCAGCGGCAGCAGCACCAGCAGCGCGACCGAGUGCGCCAGCGGCAGCGCCGGCGGGGCCUGGACGUAUGAGGAGACGAUCAAGCUCCUCCUGUUGCGGUCCAGGCAGGUGGAGUACCCCGACAUGGAGAGGUACCUCCCCGGCCGCGACGGCGCGGCUUGCUUGGACCGCCUUUGCGGCCUGGCGGUCAAGUACGGCUACGAGGACUACGUCUGA